CCAAGAUGGCGGCGGCCGUCUCUCCUUUCAGCGGGGUCGUACAGCUGACGGACCUGGACGACUACAUCGGGCCCUCGCAGGAAUGCAUCAAACCUGUCAAGGUUGAAAAGAAGCCUGGGAAAGCAGCCACGAAGAUCCGGAUUGAAGAUGAUGGGAGUUACUUCCAGGUGAAUGAGGAUGGAGAAUCACAGAAGCUGGAAAAAGCCAAAAUUACUCUGAAUGAUUGCUUGGCUUGUAGUGGUUGCAUAACAUCAGCUGAGAGUGUCUUAAUUACACAGCAGAGCCAUGAAGAACUCUACAAAGUGUUAAAUGCCAACAAGGUAUUUGAUUCUGCUUCCCAGAAGUUGGUGGUGGUCUCUGUCUCCCCACAAUCCAGAGCUUCACUGGCUGCAAGAUAUAAACUGACUCCUUUAGACACAGCCAAGAAGCUGACGGCAUUCUUUAAAAGAUUAGGGGUACACUUUGUUUUUGACACAACUUUAUCCCGGAACUUCAGCCUUCUGGAGAGCCAGCGAGAGUUCGUGCGCCGCUUCCGGAGGCGAGCAGAGGACGAACGGGCUCUUCCCAUGUUGGCUGCUGCCUGCCCAGGUUGGAUCUGCUAUGCUGAAAAAACCCACGGCAGCUUCAUCAUCCCUUACAUCAGCACAACUAAGUCGCCCCAGCAGGUGAUGGGCUCCCUGGUCAAGGGCCACUUUUCAGAACGGCAGCGCUUGAGGCCUGACCAGAUCUAUCAUGUGGCCGUAAUGCCCUGUUAUGACAAGAAGCUGGAAGCUUCCCGGCCCGAUUUCUUCAUCCAAGAGCAUCAAACUCGGGAGGUCGACUGUGUGAUUACGACAGGAGAAGUGUUGAAGCUGUUGGACCAAGAAGGAAUUUCCCUUCCCGAUAUGGAGGCUGCCCCCUUGGACGGCAUAUGCAGCAGCCUUCCUGAAGAACAGCUCCUUGGCCAUGCCGGAGGUGGUUCUGGGGGCUACCUGGAGCACAUCUUCAGGCAUGCAGCGAUGGAGCUUUUUGGGAUCCAAGUGGACAAACUGGAGUAUAAGCCCUUGAGAAACAAAGACUUCCAGGAAGUAACUCUGGAGAAGGAUGGUGAAAUCCUGUUGCGCUUUGCCCUGGCUUACGGCUUUCGGAACAUUCAGAACUUAGUGCAGAAACUGAAGCGAGGGAAAUCACCGUACCACUAUGUUGAAGUCAUGGCUUGCCCUUCAGGGUGCUUAAAUGGAGGGGGCCAACUCAGAGCUGAUGGCGAAGCCAGCAAAGAUCUGCUGCAUCAGGUUGAAAGGCUGUACGAGGCGGUCCAGCUGGAAAAGCCAGAGAUGAACAAGGAUGUCUGCAGGCUGUAUGAACAAUGGCUGGGAGGCCCCGAAUCAGAGCAGGCGUGGCAGGCCCUGCACACCCAGUACCACCCAGUGGAGAAAACGAACACUGCCGUGUUUAACAUCAAGUGGUGAUGGGGAGGGCACUCGAGUGCUUGGACCAGGGUUCCGAUGCUUUGCGGGGGGGGGGGGGGUGUCCGAAAGGCAGCCGGGGACGCGAGAGAGGUAUUGGGGGCGAGGACAGGAUCACUCCAAAGAGCUGAGUGAAAAUGAGGGGAAUGGAGAACGGGGGGGGGGGCCUUGUGCCCCCUGCAUCCCCCUUCGAGGCAGGUUCCGGCAUGGAUUUGUUCCCCAGCUCUUGUCCUGCUCUUGGCACCAUCAGGAAAUUGCCCCCCGAGGAGCUCUGAAAAGGGCAAUCCCUGCCCCAUAGGACAGGACUGCUGGGAGUCCCUCUGGCCUUGCUGUUUGUUUCAGGAAAUGCCCGCUGCUGCCGCCGCCCCCCCCCCCCCCCCCGAAGCUGCCCUGCUGUCACCCUGCAGGGCGGGGGGGGGGGGAAAGAAGUGCGUGGCCAGCACCCCAUGGGGCUUGUUUGGCCCUGAACAUGCAGUUUUCACCUGCCUGCACACCUGAGUGGCAUGUUGGCUUUCCCCGAGUCCACAAACCAUUUUUAGAUGUUCCUUUAUUAAAUAGCGAAGGAAAGCACUGGCAGUUAGUAAGUGGAGCCUGUUGAAGAGUUCACUCGUUUUGCCGGUGUCCAUAAAGGGAUGUGGCUGUUCAGUGUUUGAGGGCUUUACUUUGUCUGUGGGAAAGGGCCCAAGUCCCCUCUCAGACGCCAGCACGGCUUCUGUGUUCAGCCUCUUUGGGCUGCCAGAAGUUGGCCUUUGCCUUGCAGAGAGCAGUGAAGGCCUCUGGGGAAAUGACUUCCUGGUGAACGUCAGGAUGUCCUCCCUCUCCAAAAGAGUAAGUUUGUCCUCCUCAGUCCAUAAAGAGGUACCAGUGGGAUGCCAAAGUAGGGGAGAAAUCGGAAGGGGGAAAUGCUUGGGCGUCUGUCUCUCCCUUGUCCCUCGCCACGUCUCUCUCAUUCUCACUUUCCCUUUGUCUCUGCUUCUGCUCCAUCCACUCCCUUUCUCUUUAGGCCGCUUAGCCUCAGUCUCCACCCCUCCUCUUUAGCUAUCUUUGCCACUCCUCCUUCCUCUUUCCUGGUGUCGUCUCUCUCAGAGCUGCCCCCUUUCUCUUUCCAUUUUUCCUCUUCAUUCUGUCUUGUCCUCUUAUUCUCUUCCUGUUCCUCUUCUCCCUCUCGUUGUCUCUGCCUCUGCCCAUCUUUCUCUUUGUUUCCGUCUCCCCAUCUCCUUCUGUCUUCACUUCUGUUUCCCUAACUACUUCCCCUGAUGCCUCCUCCCCAAACUGUAUUUUUGGGGGGUGGGGAGGGUCUUCCCAGUUGACAACAGGCAAGUCCCACUCUGUCUUUUUCUUCUUCUUUCUGUCCGAUACAAGGGGGGAGGGAAAGGGUGGCCCUGUGUAUGUCUCUGUGUGACGGUAACUGGAAUCUGUUCAGUUCCUUCAAAUGGUACCAAGAAAUUGGUAGAUUUCUUUGGUUUUUUUGUGUUCUUCUUAAUGAAAGAUAUUUUUAAAUAAUGAUGUGGGUCUGUCUCAAGUGCAACAAACUGAAACCUUUUCUCCAAGCCGUACCUUAAGGCAGCCAGCCACUUUUUAAAGUAGCCAUAGCAAACAACUUUUUUCCCGUUAAGAAUAUACCUUGAGAGCUAAAAUUCCUUCUCUGCCUAAACGGUACACCUGUGUGUGUGUGAUAUAUGUAUAGCGAGAGACCGCGAGGGAGCACGCACACCAUUUUCUAUGUUGACAGAAGCAGGAGAGCUCUUUCAGUGGUUCCCCCGGGGGGGUCUGGAAUAGGCAUCUCUGUAUUAUUGGGUGGCACCUUUGGCACCAGGUUCACAGAGGGGCAAGCCCCAUUCCAUUUGUCACACCAGAAACACACCAUAGGAACUCACGGCACUAGCAAAUGAAUGGCAUAAUUUUUGAAUAUAUUUUCAAUGCCAUAGUUUUAAAUGGUAAACCAACUUGAACAGGACUUGGAAGUGACAGCAUAGAAGUAUCCCACCUAAAAAAUGAGCUCUUUUCAGCAGAUGCAACUGGCUGAGGACAGAUUCCAAACAGGCAAUUGGGCACAGCUCAGUUAGUGGUCCCCCCCCCCAAAACAAUAUCCAAGGCAUCUUUCAUUCUCUUGCCACUUAAACACACCCAGCCAUCUCCCAUUGCCAGCAACAUGCAGGCCAAGAUGUUGACUUUAUUUUUCCUUCCUGUGAUAAUGUAAUCUGUUAUCUACAUGCAAUGUGUUAUCCACUUUGGUGUCGUGGUUAAAAGUGGCAGGACUCUCAUCUGGAGAAUCGGGUUUGAUUCCUCAUUCUUCCACUUGAAGCCAGCUGGGUGACCUUGGGUCAGUCACAGCUCUCUCAGCCCCACCCACCUCACAGGAUGAUUGUUGUUGUAGGGAUAACAAUAACACACUUUGUAAACCGCUAAGUGGGUGUUAAGUUGUCCUGAAGGACGGUAUAUAAGAACAUAAGAGAGGCCAUGUUCGAUCAGGCCAAUGGCCCAUCCAGUCCAACAAUCUGUGUCACACAGUGGCCAAAAACCAUCUAUAGCUUGUGGCUAAUAGCCACUGACGCCCCUUGUAAUGAUUUCAAGAAAUGGGUGCAUGUAUCUUUAAAUGCUUGGUUUGAGCUAGGUGAAGGGUGGAGGUGAGAGGAAUGAGUGAGCGAUAUGAUUGGUUGACUGAGAUUGUGGGCAGAGUGAAUGCAGUUUAGACUGGGGAAAAGGUGGCUGUCAGAAGAAAGCAGGCUGGCUGGGUGCUGCCUGAAUAUGUUGAAGUGUUUAUGAGAGAAAUAUAACCUGUGUAGAACCUGAACUGAGCAUGUUUGUGAAAGGACACUCAGUCAGGGAAAGAGGCCAGCUGUGUGAAUGAGAGUAAAUGAAGAACCGAGAACUACGUUUAUGAAACCGAUACGCUUCUUGACUAAAUAAAAGUUUAUUUUUGUUUUGUUA
Eublepharis macularius is the source of this 4376-nucleotide messenger RNA. RefSeq names its product cytosolic iron-sulfur assembly component 3 (gene CIAO3). Gene Ontology annotation, molecular function: 4 iron, 4 sulfur cluster binding. The transcript has 11 exons. The coding region runs from base 6 to 1448 and encodes 480 amino acids. Lineage: Eukaryota; Metazoa; Chordata; Lepidosauria; Squamata; Eublepharidae. The record is from RefSeq and is a predicted model, not a curated record. Gene Ontology annotation, cellular component: cytosolic [4Fe-4S] assembly targeting complex. Gene Ontology annotation, biological process: iron-sulfur cluster assembly.